AUGUUUAUAUCUCAGUACAUUUGCAAUCAAAAGAGGAGAAAGGAUGUCACGAUCUUGUUCAGCACGAAACAAAGUACCAGAGAAAGCCUUAAAGACUACUUGAGGUGUUUUACGGAGGAAAUAUCUACUCUUGAGGAAUGUGAUUCUCAUACUGCUUCGUUGGCCUUUUGUGAGGGGGUCAUACCUGGAACAAAAAUGCACAAGUUUUUAGUGAAGACCCCACUAGUGGAUAUGAGGGAAAUGAUGGCUCGAGCGGAUGGAAUCAUCAGACUAGAAGAAGAAGAGCUCACCCAGUCAAAACGCGCCACUUCCACCAUUGCGAUCCCAAAGCCUUCAUCGAAGCAAAAGGUGGAGACGAAGCGAUAUUCCUCGAGACAAGAACCCAGCAACGGAACUAAGCAAAGCGAACCUUUCACUAGGCUCACGGUGAAUUUAGCUAUAUUUCGAACACCACCUACGAUCAGCAAAUCAAUAGAAAAGCGAGACAUGAACAAGAUGUGUGCCCAUCAUAACGACUUUGGACACACUACUGAUGAGUGCCGAAGUCUCAGGUAUCAAGUGGAGGCAAUGCUGAGAAAGGGAAUGUUAUCCCAGUACCGUGUUGAAUCUGAGAAUAGGACAAGUGAAUAG
Prunus mume (Japanese apricot) is the source of this 630-nucleotide messenger RNA. Lineage: Eukaryota; Viridiplantae; Streptophyta; Magnoliopsida; Rosales; Rosaceae. The record is from RefSeq and is a predicted model, not a curated record.